This is a messenger RNA of Scophthalmus maximus (turbot), 4670 nucleotides long. RefSeq names its product solute carrier family 26 member 6. Gene Ontology annotation, cellular component: membrane. NCBI's taxonomy places the organism in Eukaryota, Metazoa, Chordata, Actinopteri, Pleuronectiformes, Scophthalmidae. Gene Ontology annotation, molecular function: bicarbonate transmembrane transporter activity; oxalate transmembrane transporter activity; chloride transmembrane transporter activity. The record is from RefSeq and is a predicted model, not a curated record. The transcript is spliced from 19 exons. The coding region runs from base 87 to 2096 and encodes 669 amino acids. Gene Ontology annotation, biological process: transmembrane transport.
UUGUGUGUGUGUGUGUCAUAAAUGCACGCUGUUGCACAUGUGAACUCUGCUCUCAUGCAGCUUCAUGCUGAAAGGUCAGCCCGGUGAUGGACAGCACUGAGCGUAAUGGCCUUUCACACAACAGGCAACCUUAUCUUGAAGUGGCCCUGGACGAAGCCCAGCUGGAUGUACUUGGGCAGCGGGCCGAAAAAAGGUCCUUCACAUUUUUGGAGAGGAUAAAGUCACAGUGUUGGUGUUCUGGUCCCAGGUUGAAGAGCUUGCUGCUGAGCUUUUUUCCUGUCCUGUCAUGGCUGCCUCACUACUCCAUCAGAGAAAACGCAAUUGGAGACCUGGUGUCUGGAGUCAGUGUCGGGAUCGUUCAGCUGCCACAGGGUAUGGCCAAUGCCAUGUUGGUCGGAGUUCCUCCAGUGUUUGGUCUGUACAGCUCCCUCUAUCCUCUGAUCAUCUACUUCAUCUUCGGCACUUCCAGACACCUCUCCAUCGGUACAUUUGCUGUCCUGGCCAUCAUGAUCGGGUCGGUGACAGCUAACGUGGAGUUGCCUAGCAACAGCGUUGAAGAGAAUCAGGUUGAUGUGGAAGCAGCCAAGGUAAACGUUGCAGUACAAGUCACCUUCCUCUGUGGCCUCAUACAGCUCCUGCUGUACUUGUUGCGUGGAGGCGGUGUGUGCCGCUGGUUGUCCGACCCUGUACUCAGAGGCUACACCACGGCAGCAGGUCUGCAUGUGAGCAUCCUGCAGCUGCCACUGAUGACUGGAAUACCAGCACAGAGACACACUGGCCUGCUGGCUUCCGCUUGGACUUUAAGGAGUGUUCUGUCAGGAGUGACCAGUGCUGUGCCAGGAGCUCUGUCGGUCACUGCGGUUUCCAUGGUGAUACUCAUCAGCGGCAAGAUGCUGAAUGAGCACUUUAAGAAAAAGCUGCCCGUUGCCAUACCGUGGGAACUUAUACUGAUUGUCGUGGGCACCGUGGUGUCAGUGCAGAUGGAUCUGAGUGGACAGCACCGAGUCCAGGUGGUAGGACACAUACCCAGUGGCUUGUCUCCCCCCGCCCUCCCCUCUCUGUCUCAGGCCAGAGAGCUGUUCCUUCCCGCCUUGUCUGUGGCCCUGGUUGGCUUCAGUUUCCUCUCAGCCAUGGGCUCAGUGUUUGCGCACAAACAUGGCUACUCGGUGGACCCCAGUCAGGACCUGCUGGCUCUGGGUCUGUCUAACACCAUCGGGGGAAUGUUUCAGUGCUUUGCUGUCAGCUGCUCCUUUUCUCGCAGUAUGAUCCAGGAUAGUAUUGGUGUCAAGUCACAGAUGGCAGGUUUGGUGUCAGCUCUGAUGAUCCUGACCAUCCUGUUGAAGAUCGGUCACCUGUUUGAGCAGCUGCCAAAGGCAGUGUUGGCAGUGAUCAUUGUGGUGAACCUUCAGGGGAUUCUGGUUCAGUUCAAAGAUGUGUGUGUGCUCUGGAAGUCUGACAGAUUGGACCUGCUGGUGUGGGUGGUGUCGCUGAUGUCCACGUUGACCUUCAACCUGGACCUGGGUCUGCCCGUGGCCAUCGUCUUCUCUCUGCUCACACUCAUCUACAGGACGCAACAAUCCUCCACUGUUGUUUUGGGUCAUGUUCCUGGUACAGACUGUUACAGAGAUGUGGGACUCUACACUGAGGCAAAGCAGGUUCCUGGGGUGACUGUACUCUCAUGUCCGGGUCCAAUUUACUUUGCUAACUCUGAACUGUUGUUCGCAGAGAUUAGACAGACAGUGAGUCGCUGUCAGAGGGACAACCCAGCUGGAGUCCACACGGCUCCCUCUUCCUCCUCCUCCUCUUCAGUCCAGACUCAUUGCUUGGUUCUCGAGCUCAGCUCGGUCAGCUUCAUGGACUCUGUGGCCAUGACGGCGCUUUGCAAGGUUGCAGAUGACUUGGAUGUCCAUGGAGUCGGUAUAUUUCUGGCAGCGUGCCCAGGAAGAGUUUUAUCCCAGCUUCAGACUCAGGGUUGUAUUCCAGACAGCCUGCCAAGCUCCUGUCUCUUCCCAUCCGUACAUCACGCUGUCCAGCGUUACCUCAACACCAUGCCCAGGCCUCUGGAGGAAUUCAACUCGGAUCCGAGUGACUGUUGAAGCUGCAAUGUGAUCUCAAUGUCAAAUACAGCACAGCAAAGUCAACAAGAGAAGAAAAACAAACCCCUGAGGUGAUUGUUCCUCCUUUUGUGUGACGGACGGAAAAAUCCUUGCUUCGUUUUGUUUUAAAAGGCUCACCCUGCACUUGUCACUCAUUUCCUGACAAUAACUCUUGACCUUCAUGAGUGACUGGACAUGUUUAAGGCUGACUCUUUGGGGGAAUGUGAUACAGUAAGUGGGGAAUGGGAAGAUAUAAGUGCUUAUCAAGAAACAAAAGAGAAGAAAAAAGGUCCAAAGUCCAAUGUUGGGACCUUGUCUGUGGUAACAACCAUUACGUUUAAACUAAUUAAACAAUCUUCACUUUGUUUUGUUUGUUAUUACAGGGAUUGUAGUUUCCAGAACAUUUUAGCUCACAUACAGCUUUUAGCUUGUUUAUAUUUUACAUAUAUUUGUAAUAUAAUAUAAAUAGAAAAUAAUCCAGACUCAACUGACAAUCUCACAAAUUGUCCAAAUUUUAAGGGAAGUGAAAUUGUUUUAAUUCACAGCUAUUAUUUUGUUUGGAAACAGCGAAGCACCAGAAAUCCUGAGAAAGAUUGAGGUAUCAAAAAAAUACUGUGGUUAAAUCAAUACGGAUUUCGACAAAUUCUCUGGCAAGCUACUGUUUGUCUCAGACAUUCAUUAUCACAUAAGAAUAAGAGUAGAUUAAUGGCCAUUGACAGUCAUAAUAACUGACCCACUUCUUCCUUAUUGGCCUCAUUAGUACAACCACUUAUCUGGUACCAGCUGGGUGUGUAAUACUAGGGAAAUGACCAUAGGUCAUUGGUUGUGCCGUUGUGUCUAAAUUAGCAUGUGGUGGCAAAGAUGCAGAAGAAGUAGUAUGGAAAACUUCACAGCUCAAUGCAGUGCUCACACAUUCAGAGGAGGAAGGAGUUAAUAUCCUCUCCCCACUCAAUCAUCCACCACACCACACCAUACCACACAGACACCCCAGAUGGGACUCCAACCCACAAUCCCUGGCUUAGGAGGCCAGUGCCUUAUCCAUUAUUGGUUUUAAAUAAAAGGACAAUGGCCACUGAUGCUGUUGUAACACAGAGUCACAGGACAGGGUAAAACUACAAAUAUUAACCUUUUUUCCAAAGAAUUCUUCCGAAAAAUGUGCACUUUUGGUCAAAGAUGAUAAUUCCAUACUUCCCUGAGGUGAGCACACUGCUAUCUGAAGUAAAUUAAUAUCUAAACUUUCUGAACAGCCUCUUCACUUCCUCCAUCUUGUAUUUGAUGUGAUGGGUCUAAUUGCUUCAUUUUGUGGAGAAGGAAAAUACACACUUCCAGGAACUAAUUUAUUUUCAGAUCACCUCAAAACAUUUAGAUUAUAGCUCAGUGGAUCAUAAUCACACCCUCUAAUAAUGGACUGGGUACCUGGUAGGUAAACAUAAGUAUAAAUUCUUUGUAAGAUCCAGAAUGUUUACCCCUGUAUUCCAUCACUUCACAUCUUGUUCUCCAUUACCUACAUCUAAGUAUUGUUUUACUGUAACUCCAAAGUAAUUACGCUGUACGCUGCAGGCUGUAAUCUAAAGCGUUACUGAAUAUAUUCUUCCAUCCAGGAGGUCUAUAACUGUCCAUCUGAGCAGGUGUUGAUCCGCAGGAAAAGCAGAUGAUGGUCAUCCUGUCUGCCUUUUCAGCGUAUCAUUACAGCAACCCAGGUGAUGAACGAUGACAGUAUCUUUCAUCAUCACUCCCAGUGAUGUAAAAGCCGAAUCUCGAGUGCCAAUACAGCUUUAAACAUUCUAAAAUUAAUGGAUUGCAACCACAAGAUGAAUGCUCCUCAGCAAAGUGUGCCCAACAAGCAGCUUUCAUAUGACAUUGUUAUGCAGGCAAGUUUUGCGGUGUGUAAGCUAAUAGCUAGGAGGCUGAAAUGUCAGUCACUCAAGUGUAAACAAAUACUUGUAAACAAAUACUACAUUUUUUAAGCAGUUUCAGCCGGAAACAGCUCAUGUGCUCAUGGGGAACUAACAACUGAAUAUCAUUGAGCUGAAAAGCAGCGGUGAGCUCAAAGCUUGGUACAACGACUUCCCUCCAGCUCUAAAUGCAUGUACUGUAUGUCUUGACCUAUUUGUUCAGUGUCCUCGCCUGUUGCCAUUGUUUGAUUUAUUGAAGGUGUGGUUCCAAGGGCUUGGGGAGUUUUUUUCCUUUUCGUUAUUUAUUUUGGGCCCAAAAUACUGUGCCAAGAAAAAGACUGUGCGCACACUUUUAAACUAUUUAUCUGGUUCUGCAAAAUUGGCCAUUUGGCUGACACGUAGGAACCGGGUCCAGAACGUGGGCAGUGUGGAACCUGUGCCGGUUCUGAAAGGAUUAUUGAAAGCCAGACUGUGGGUGGAACACACCUACUUUGAGAUGAUGGGUGAUGUGCUGGCCUUCAGUUGGAUGUGGGCUGUUGGGGGAGCUUUGUGCUCUGUGGGGGAGGGCGGGAGUUAUUUGUUAAUUUUUGCAAUUUUUCUUUUUGCGGUUUACCCUCAAAAUUUUGAGGUCACAGUCAUUUAUUUUGUUUGUUUAAUCUCAAUAAAGGGCUUUUGAAAA